AUGGCGGCCUCUGAUCCCCCAGCAGCUUCCGAACCCACCAGCGAGGAAGUGUGGCAGCUCAAGCGCGACAGCUAUGCUUCUCUACGUGCCUUCGAGUCGCACCGCAGCGCUCAGAUCGACAAAUUCCAGACCCGUGAUCGCGCCUACUGGCGCCAGUUCCAGGAAGAAAUCCGCCACGGGGGCGACGAGAACACCCGGCUACUGAAGUUUCUAACAUUGCGACUACAGGCCGAUCUUGCGUAUGCAGAGGCACUGAGACAUACACGCGCAGCGCUGGAUGCCCCGAGUCAGGGAGCUGAUGCGAAUGCAGCGACUGGGAGCGACCAGCUGAACGUUCAGUCGUCGGUGUCUAAGGCGCUGCAUGCGGUUGGGGAGGUACAGACGCAAUUGGCUGAAAAACUGGUGCAACUAACGACAGUCGUGAAGAGAGAGGUGACGACUAAGCCGCUUGAGGAGAUGGCGGCCACGUAUAAAGAGAGAGUGGCGAGUAUGCUCGUGGAGGGGGAUAAACUGGAUGAUAUGCUGUUUCAAUCGCAAAAAAAUGUGCUGUCGGCGUUUGAGAAAUAUGAGGAAUUGUUCAAACAAAUGGAGAGCGAGAAGGAGAGUGCAGAUACAAGGCGACAGGAUCUGUGGUUGGCUGAAAUGAACUACUGCAUUAAUGUACAGAAACUCCAGCAGUCAGUAUAA
Molecule: messenger RNA, 687 nt
Organism: Phytophthora infestans T30-4
Lineage: Eukaryota; Oomycota; Peronosporomycetes; Peronosporales; Peronosporaceae
Exons: 2
Coding region: 1-687 (228 amino acids)
Source: RefSeq, a predicted model, not a curated record